Messenger RNA from Ruditapes philippinarum (Manila clam), 484 nucleotides. RefSeq lists its product as uncharacterized. The record is from RefSeq and is a predicted model, not a curated record. NCBI's taxonomy places the organism in Eukaryota, Metazoa, Mollusca, Bivalvia, Venerida, Veneridae. Gene Ontology annotation, molecular function: DNA binding.
UGAUGUUAGGAGCCCACAGAAAGCUUCCUCAACUAGUACUUCUGAUGAAGUGUUGAUCAUGUCACCACCAUUCAAAAAACUCAAGACAGAUAUACCAGAAACAUCGACAUCUGGUGCUCAGUUUGUAACAUUUGAUCAGCUUGAGGAUAUCCUGGAGAAUUACGUCAAAAAGGCUGAGUUCAGAAGAUAUCGGAAGAAGUUAGAAAGUCAGGAGCCUGCCAACGAUACUGACAAAGAAAUUGAAAAAAUUAUAAGUGAGCAGAAGGGGGCCUUUGAGGCAGGGCUCAAACACUUCUUUACCACUGAAGAAAUUCAGAACCACAGUGCUACCGGUAAAAAGGCUAACAAAGACCAUGUUGUUAAACCCAAGUUUGAUCCGGCAAAAUACAACUUAAUUAGCAAGCUAGUUCAGAAGCAUUUUAGAAUAACUCACAAGGAAGUGGUCAUUAAGACCCAAAAUGUAAAGCGCAAGUAUUCUAAGUGA